Messenger RNA from Racocetra persica, 879 nucleotides. The record is from the annotation of a GenBank genome assembly. Lineage: Eukaryota; Fungi; Glomeromycota; Glomeromycetes; Diversisporales; Gigasporaceae.
AUGCGAAGUAUUGAAAAUGCGAGCAUUACCGAAGACAUCACUUCCCUAACCGAAUUAGAUGAAAAAGUAAAAUUAGUAAAUAGUAAAACAGGCUUUCCUCCAUUUAAAGAAAUCCCACCAAUAGUUAAAUUUAACCAAGAAACUAGCCAAAAUGGCUUAGAUUUUGAUACUUACUGCGAAACUAUUUUAAAACCUUUACUAGAAGGAAGGAAAUUUAAACCUACUUUUGCCACCCAAGCCAACUAUCAAGAACUAGAACGAAGAAUUAAGGAAGAAAUAAAUCCGUUGUUAUCCUCUUUAUGUUCGCAAUUUUCUUCUUUGAGUAAUACUAAUGAUUUAAAUGCUUUAUUGGAUAACUAUUUAAGCAAGAUUUUUCAAGGGCUGGUUUACGCGGAGGCCAUUCAUGACGAAUUAGGGAAGCAAUUGGGAAUUACUAAUCAUAAAAAUUAUAAAUUGCAACAUACUAGUAAUCAUCCGGAGCCUGGUGAUAAUUCCGAGGAGGACCCAAAUCCUCAUCCAUCCAAUAAUCCAGUUAUUAAAGAAUUUCAACAAAAGGCCCAAGAGAUUAAAGAAUUAUUGAAACCUUGUGAAAAGUUAAUCAAAUCUAUUGAAGAAGUCAAGAAAACCAAAGAAGAUUUAAAAAGCCAGUUGGAAGAAAAAAGAAAAAGAGAAUUAAACCCUGACGGCACCGAUAAUCUUACCUCCAUAGCAACCAAAAAACAAAUAGCCAAAGUUGAAUUAGAAAUUACCAAAAUUGAAAAUAGCGGAUUAUUUCACGAAAUAGAAACUGCAAAAAUCUAUCUCGCUAAUUUUGCUAGGGAUAUAAUUAACUUUGAGAAUGAAUCAGAAUUUAUGAAAAAGGACAUUGUGGCUCGCUGA